GUAGGGAGAGAAAGAGUGUGUGCAUGUGUGUGUGUGUGUGUGUAUAUGUGUUUGAGUGAAUGUGUGUUUAUGUGUGUGUUUGGGAGAGUGUGUGUGUUGUGUGUGUGUGCUUCUUACAGUGCCCCACUGGUGGGGCUGUUCCUCUGUUGGCCGUGUGACUGCUGCCUAGGGACAUCUGCUGCUUCUUGUCAGCCAGGAACCCAUGCCUAAGGAGGACACACACACUCAUACACUCUUACUCUCUCAUUCCUCUAACACACACACUCUCCAACGCUCUGUAGCUCCAGAGCCUUUCCGUCAGUCUGUCUUUGUUUUCAGCCGUCCAGCCACCAAGGACCAACCACCAUCUACCAUCAGCAGAUGAGCUGCAGACUUCCUUUUCAACAAGGAGCCCUCAACACUCUGCCACUGGUCUGAGAGUGAUCCAGUGGGAGACAGAGAGAGCAUCACAAAGUGAACCAACAAGUACAGAACACACUGCUUCUUGGAGAAGGAGAGAGUGAAAGCUCCGCCAGCCUUGGUAACCCAGCUGCCACUGUCACUGCCACCCAGCCCAGCGGAGAGGCUUGUCGCUGUCCACGCCUGAGACCAGAGACCUGCGUGAACUUGAACUCAAGUGGCAGAGUGCAUCCUACUGCCCAAGGCAAAGAUGAUUGACCUUCCUGAACUCUUCACCUGAGCUUCUAACUCUUCUCGCAUCUUUACUUUUCAGUCACACAUUAUUAGUUUCCAGUCAUCUGAAGUAACUUUCCUCAGAAGAGACCAAGAUUCUGUCAUCGAUCUGACAGCAGUGAUCACGACCGCCUGACCAGUAACCUUGAUUGCUCAUCGGAGAGUCACCCUCUCUUACUGACAACAAGCCUCAAGUUCCAUACGCACAAGAGUAGAGGGACUAUCUUAUCAAACAGAAACAAAUCCUUCUGUCCUGUUCAGUUGAUACCCACCCAACCUGCCCUGUAAGCAGUGAGAGACUCCUUUGAUAUCCUCAGAGAAGCAAAGCACAGGCGCCCCCUAGUGGUUGACCUGAAGCAUGGCAGACUGGAGCCUUCUUGGUAACUUCCUAGAGGAGGUGCAUGAACACUCCACAUCGGUGGGCAAGGUGUGGCUGACGGUGCUGUUCAUCUUCCGCAUCCUGGUGCUGGGCACGGCGGCCGAGUCCAGCUGGCUGGACGAGCAGGAGGACUUCAUGUGCGACACGAACCAGCCCGGUUGCGAGAACGUCUGCUACGACAGCGCGUUCCCCAUCGCACACAUCCGCUACUGGGUGCUGCAGAUCGUGUUCGUGUCCACGCCGUCGCUGGUGUACAUGGGCCAUGCCAUGCACACGGUCCGCAUGGAGGAGAAGAAGAGGAGGAAGGAGCAGGAGGACCAGGGAGGAGGGGAGGAUGAAGGGAAGGAGGGAGGAGGAGGAGAAAUCGAGAAGAAGUACCCACAGGAGGAAGAGAGGGAUUGUGGGAAGGGCCAGGAGGGAGCAGCCAAGAUCCGCCUGAGGGGGGCGCUGCUGCGCACCUACAUCCUGAGCAUCCUGGUGCGGCUGCUGAUGGAGGUGAGUUUCGUCCUGGUGCAGUACCUCAUCUACGGCAUCUUCCUGAACGCGCGCUACCUGUGCGAGACCAAGCCCUGCCCGCACAAGGUGGACUGCUACGUCUCUCGGCCCACCGAGAAGAACAUCUUCAUCGUGUUCAUGCUGGCCGUGGCGGGGGUGUCGCUGCUGCUCAGCCUGCUGGAGCUCUACUACCUGGCCUGGAAGCAGUGCCGGCGCUGGGUUCGCAAGUACCGGGACGAGCAGCAGCUGCAGGGGCAGGACGAACGCCGACCUUUGACCCCGUCCACUAUCACCGCCACCUCGCCAGAACCGCCCCACCAUGGCCUGCCUCUGCCGCCGUGCUCGCCGCCCCCCGACUUCAGCCAAUGCCUGCCCCCGCCCUCGCCCGUACACGCCCACUCCCACAGCCACUCCCACACCCACCCCAGCUGCCCCUCCUACAGCGACCGACUGGCCAAUCAGCAGAACUCCGUCAACAUGGCUGCCGAGCGCCACCGCGGCCUGGACGCCACGGCCCAGGACUUCCUGGGGAGGCCGUCCUUUCUGACACCGACCACCACGGCGGCACCUCCUCCCCCGCAAGAGGACGGAGUGGCCUGUCCCCAGGUGCUGGCCAACGGCUUCGUCAAGGACAAGCGCCGCCUCAGUAAGACCAGCAGUGCCAGUGUCCGCAUGCGGCCGGACGAUAUCGCCGUCUAAGGCUCUUAACAAGCCGGCACGAGAAACAUACUGAAAAAGAAAAAAUAGGACUGCACAUUUUUUUAUUUUUUUUUUAAUCGCCUCAUGAACAGUGUGUGCAAUGCCCAUUUCGCUUUCAACAGCCACACUGGAGAGUCAACUCCCCCUCCACUGAGCAGGUGCAUCUAUUUGGCACUCCACCAGACUGGACAAUAUGGUUUGCAUAAGCAUGAAGCAAGAGCGCUGUAUUGCCAAGAGCUCACAUACUGUAGGAGCCAAAGUAGAGGAACGUACCACUUCCCUUCCUGGGGGACAGCUUUAGCACUGUGAAGAAACAAUCAAAUACAUCGUUUGCACUACACACAGUAUCUGUUCAUUCUAUAGCUGAUUACACAUGCCGUCCACACAGCUCUGAUUAGAGUCUCAAGCACAACAGGUGUCCUGAUGAUGUUUUGCUGAUGAGCGCUCGAUGGACUGACAGGACAACUGCAUCUUCUCACUGUCCUCGCUGAGCACAAGGCAUGGAGAUGAAGAUAGAUGCAUGUAGACGACAGCUGUGACUGUUAUUACUUUUUAUUUUUGACUCAUAGAUACCAACCCACAAACACACCCACCCACACACACACACACACACAUAUACACACACACACACACACACACACACACACACACACACACACACACACGCACACACACACACGCAUGCAAACAAAUACACACACACACACACACACACAGGCAUGUGUGCACACAUACUGUACACACACACACACACAGACAUGCUGUGGCUUGAGAGACAGUAUUGAGGCCUCUUACAGAAAUGUCUCACAUGUGCCUUAGGGUCACUUGUACUGGACAGGACUGGCUAACUGAGGGUAAUGGGAUUUUAUAAUGGAAUGAUAUUACAAGAUAAGAUGAGAUGAGAUAAGAUCAUCCUUUUGCAUUUUUACAUUGAUAUUUGCAUUGUUACAGCUGCAAAACGAGACAGCAAGGUAUAGAAAGAAAAAAAAGAUGUACUAUAAGAAUAGCAUACUACAAAAUGUGACCACCAACAAAACAACACUUUGGUUUCCCCUCUGCACACAGGUAUUGCACAUAAAAUAAAAUAAUAUCAGUGUAUAAUAUCAGAUUAUAUCAGUGUUUAGCUGAAAUGAACACUUGAAAACACUCUCUCUCUCUUUCUCUCUCUUUCUCACACACACUCUAUCUCACACACACACACACUCACACUGACACACAUAUUCAAAUGCACACUUACACAUUAUUAUCACUCAGACCCAUAUGCAGUGUAUAGACACACACACACACACACACACACACACACACACACACACCAGUGUAACCAGUGCAGUCUUUCGCAUCGCCGUACCAAGUGUCUCUAGCAGCUGUAAGAUGACCCUGAGGUGCUGGAAGGUGCUGAAUGCGUGACGUGGUAAUCUUCCCCAUGUGGACAAGCGGACACCUGACCCAUCACCUCCACCAGAACUCUGUCAACAAAGAACCGCGCAGCACAGGCCGUCCACAGGUGUCCUUGAGGGUAAAGGACUGACCAGACCUGUGAACACACACCUGUGACUCAAGGACAGUGUUGCUUACAGUGAUACAUGAUGCCAGCAUGGCUGUAUGCAUUCAAAAGACACAACAGUCAAUAGCAAUGGCUUUCAUUGCCCGAGGAAAAUUACAUACACAAAUCACAAAUUAUUUUUAUGUUUUUCAGCAAAUCAUUUUUGGCCCAUGUCAGAAAAGCCAAUGAGUAUCAAAGUGUAUCUACAAAGACAUUUGAAGUUUGAAUUGUAACUGGAAUGUGGCACAUCUACGAGAAAUAUGAAAGCAGUUGGCUUUCCACUACUUUGACAAAUCUGAGUCUCCACAUAGCUUUGUCACAGCCUUGCUACUCCUGUUCACACCUACUACCACAUGGGGGCGCUCAUCUCCUCUCCCACCACCUCCCAAAGAGCAUGCAGAUGGGGCUCGCUCCUACAGAAACUCCUAACAUACCAGAGGUCGUCCUCGUGCAGCUGUGGAGUCUGGUGACAGAGCGGUUGUUGCCUACCGUGUCUAAUAUUAGGCACCCCUGGUCUCCAGCUAAGAGGUCUGCAAACCCACGGGGAUAAAUUUAGCAACCUGCUGCAUCAAUGAUCGGAGAGACCUUGAGAAAUGUUUGACCUGAGGGGAGUGUCUGGGGUUAUGGACGGGAGGGAGGGUGUAACAGACGCUCCUCAUGAACGUGAGACUUUCUCCAGACAGCUGGGCAUGGAGCUCCUCAGCAGCUGCAGAAUGGAGGCACAAGGCAGGCAGAGGCACAAGGCGGGCGGAGGCCUGCACAUGUUAGUGACUGGGUGCCCUCAGAACAGGGCUGUUUAUAUGGGACUGUUUGGGACUGUUUCGGAUGCAGGGUGCAGCCAACAAAUCAGCACUUUCUGAUUGAAUGUACUCUUUAAUUCCCAUGUCAUUAAUACACCUACAUGGGUUUUUUUUGUCACUGAUCCUUCACUGUUUAUGACGCUGCAAUGUAUCAUGGUAUCACUCUCUGUUUGUGAAUCACUGAACCUUAUAUUCAGUUGAACCUUACAUGCAUCCAUCCAUUCAUUCAUACAAUCAUUCAUAAUCCAAGUAAGUAUAUUUGACAGGUUAACAGCUGCAUAUAACGUAUGUUUUGUGCAAUUACAUUUCUAAAACCAGGGUAGAUUUUUUGGCACAAUAAACAUCUAAUAAAGAACUUCACGCAUCA
This is a messenger RNA of Alosa sapidissima (American shad), 4955 nucleotides long. RefSeq names its product gap junction protein, alpha 5b (gene gja5b). NCBI's taxonomy places the organism in Eukaryota, Metazoa, Chordata, Actinopteri, Clupeiformes, Clupeidae. Bases 1031 to 2245 code for a protein of 404 amino acids. The record is from RefSeq and is a predicted model, not a curated record. Gene Ontology annotation, biological process: cell communication. The transcript is spliced from 2 exons. Gene Ontology annotation, cellular component: connexin complex.